UUCUAGCAAACAAAUCUUGUAAGAAUGAACCUUCUAAAUCACACAACCAUAUCCAUAUGCUCCCACACAAGCUCCUGCUACAACCAUGGCAGCAGCUGUAGAUUUCCUCUCAAGAUCAAGAAGAAGAUGGUUGUUGUUUCUUGUUUAAGCCCGAAGCCCGCAAAUUGGGCCCUUUCUUUUCUUUCAAUUUCGGCAUCGGUUGUUUCUUACAUGGAGAAGAGAGAAAACAGAAAAAUCCGCAGCUUCGAAACCAUUACUUCUACCUUCGAUUUCGAUGAUUACAUGAUGGGAAAGGCGUCGCGUAUCGACAAGGCGUUGGAAGAGGCGGUGGCCCUACGGGAGCCCGUCAAGAUUCACGAGUCGAUGAGGUAUUCUCUCCUCGGAGGUACCGGGAAACGAGUGAGGCCGGUUUUGUGCAUUGCUUCGUGCGAGCUAUUGGGCGGACAAGAAUUCACGGCCAUGCCAGCGGCGUGCGCGGUGGAGAUGAUUCACACCAUGUCCCUAAUGCACGAUGACUUGCCGUGGAUGGAUGACGACGGAUUCAGGCGGGGAAAGGCUGCCAACCACAAAGUAUUCGGCGAGGAAGUUGCCGUCAUAGCCGGAGAUGCCCUUCUGGCCUUCGCCUUCGAGUAUCUAAUCACCGCCACACAAGGCGUAGCUGCGAAGUGCAUUUUACGAGCCGUCGACGAGCUAGCCAAGUACUUUGGGGUCGAGGGGGUAGUGGCCGGGCAAGCGGCGGACAUAUGCUCGGAGGGGCUACCGGAAGUCGGGAUGGAGCAUUUGGAGUUCAUUCACGUCCACAAGACGGCGGCUCUGUUGGAGGCCUCGGUGGUGCUCGGAGCCAUUCUCGGCGGCGGAAAUGAUGGCGAAAUUGAGCGGCUGAGGAAGUUCGCGAGGAGCAUCGGGCUUCUGUUCCAAGUGGUGGAUGACAUUCUUGAUGUGACCAAGUCCUCGCAGCAGCUGGGGAAGACUGCCGGAAAGGACUUGGCGGCCGACAAAACCACUUACCCGAAGCUUAUGGGGGUCGAGAAAUCGCGGGAGUUCGCAGAGGAGCUCCGGCGGGGAGCUCUCGAGCAGUUGGAAGGGUUCAACACCGUCAAGAAAGCUCCGUUGGUUGCUCUGGCGAAUUACAUUGCUUACAGAGAAAAUUGAUUCGUUCUUCGUGAAAUUGUAAAAAUCUUAAGAAAACGUACACAAAAAGCAAUGAUUUAGUCGUUAAA
Andrographis paniculata is the source of this 1220-nucleotide messenger RNA. Its product is annotated as geranylgeranyl pyrophosphate synthase, chloroplastic-like. Gene Ontology annotation, molecular function: geranylgeranyl diphosphate synthase activity. Gene Ontology annotation, biological process: isoprenoid biosynthetic process. Lineage: Eukaryota; Viridiplantae; Streptophyta; Magnoliopsida; Lamiales; Acanthaceae. The record is from RefSeq and is a predicted model, not a curated record. Bases 25 to 1152 code for a protein of 375 amino acids. The transcript is spliced from 2 exons.